This is a messenger RNA of Ogataea philodendri, 2424 nucleotides long. RefSeq lists its product as uncharacterized. NCBI's taxonomy places the organism in Eukaryota, Fungi, Ascomycota, Pichiomycetes, Pichiales, Pichiaceae. Gene Ontology annotation, molecular function: protein binding. Gene Ontology annotation, cellular component: endosome. The transcript has a single exon. Gene Ontology annotation, biological process: protein transport to vacuole involved in ubiquitin-dependent protein catabolic process via the multivesicular body sorting pathway. The record is from RefSeq and is a predicted model, not a curated record. The coding region runs from base 1 to 2424 and encodes 807 amino acids.
AUGUCCAAAUUUAUUUCUGUUCCCGUGAAGAAGACCAAGGAGGUGGACUGGAUUGAGCCGUUGAAAAAGUACAUCGAGCGAUUGUACGGCAGCACGGCCGAGUUCGAGCACGAGAUCGCCGCUUUUAACAAGCUUAGAAUAGACAUUGUUCAUUGUGACCAGGACCCCAUUGGACGAGACCUGUACUACAAGUACUAUGGACAAUUGGAAUUAUUGGAGCUGCGAAUUGCGCUGGAUACAUUGGGCAUCGAGUUUUGCUGGUACGAUGCCUUUAUCACCUCGUUGUCCAACAAACAACACUCUAUCGCUUUUGAGAAGGCAAGUGUGCUGUUCAAUUUGGCUGCCAUCAUGUCCCACGUUGCCGCACAUAGCGACGACCUCAAGGUGAGCUACGAGUGGUUCCAGAAAUCAAGCGGUGUUUUCAAGUUCAUCCAGGAAAGCUUUCUGCAUGCGCCUUCUGAAGACCUUAGUGUUCAGUGCGUGGAGAGUCUUUCGAAAUUGAUGCUUGCACAGGCGCAGGAGGCGUUUCUGUUGCGGUACAUUGAGACCAACGACGAGCCCAAACCGUCUCUUGUUUCGCGGCUGGCCAAGGCUACAGGGAAGAUGUAUGGAACCUCCUCGGAGCAGAUCGAGAGUCUCAAGUCUAUCCAGUACAGCUGGGGUCAGUACACGAAAAUCAAGGAACUUUACUAUCUGUCGAUUGCCAACUACCAAAAUGCCCUGCUUUUGAAAGCUUCGGGCAAGUACGGCCAGGCAAUCGCUUAUGUGAAGCAGGCAGAAGAACUGAUUAAAAAACACCAAAAGUACAGCUACCGACACAACCCUGGGUUCCAAGAAAAAGUGAAGACGCAGAUUUCGCUGAUCAAGGAGGAGCUCGAGCUGUUAGAGAAGGAUAACGAUUUCAUCUACCACGAUAUGGUGCCGAGCGCGGCCGCUUUGGCGGAGAUAAAACCGAUGGAGAGUGCCAAGCCGAUCACCAUUGCGGACCAGAAAAUCACCGAGAUCGUGGGCAGAGACGCUUUUGAGAAAAUUGUCCCUUUGAAAGUGCACGAGCUCUCGAGCAUGUACUCUGAGGAGGUGGCCAAGGUUCUGCGGGCAGAGAGCGAGAAGUGCGAGCUUGCGGAUCUCGAGUUCAGCUCGACGCUGGAGUUUCUGCAGCUGCCUAAAUCGCUUUCUGACCUGCGAUCGCUGCUGGAUGAGGCCGAGCAAGAGACUGACGACCAGCUGGACAACGACUCGAUCGACCCGCAGGUGUUGCAAGCGGCCAGUGCUGUGUUCGGCACGAACGUGGAUCUGUCCAAAACAGCCACCUUGCGGUCGCAAGUGCAAUCGAACUUAGACCUGUGUGAUCGGCUGAUUUCACAGGAGAACCAAAAAUAUGCCUCGUUGAAAGCCAAAUACGGCAGUGCGUUUACCCAGGAACAGUAUCCAACGCAGCUGAUCAGUUUCCAGCAGGAUCUGGCCCGGGGAAAGAAAUCGUUGUUGGACGCACAGGCCACAGAUAAGAAGAUUGGUGAGAUCUACAGCGGAAUCAAGGACGACGUGGAUCUGUUGAGCAAAGGCCCGUCCAGUCAGGCUCUGCUGUCUUUGUACAAGAAGGAGCCUCCAGCACAGGUGUCUUUGUUGGAUAUGGACGACCAAGAGGGCGAUGUUGCUGGUGCGAGACAAAAGCUCGCCAAGGUGGACACAAAGCUGCAGGAGCUGCGGUAUCUGCAAAAAGAGCGGAGCAACACGUACGAGGAUCUCAAGACCAAGGGCCACGGCGACGACAUUUCCAAAGUUCUGUUGGUGAACCGCGACCAGCAAGAUAUGGACCCGAUCUUCGAGGAAGAGCUGGCCAAGUUCAGGCCGUAUCAGGAACGGAUUGCCCUGACAGUGGACAAACAGGUUCCGCUGAUCAACGAGCUGAAACAGGCAAUGAACACCGUGCUGGACGACGCGACGCUGAAAAGCAAGCUACGCAAGCGCGAGAAGCGCAAUAGCACUACUAAGGCUGUGAAUUCGCGUCUAUUGGGCUCUUAUGAGCAAUGGAAGACCUAUAAAGGCGGUGUGGUGGAGGGCCAGUCGUUCUACGAACGGUUGCUAACGUUCAGCUCGAACCUGCGGUUUGCGUUGGAGAAAUUUGUUGGAGAACGGAGCAACGAGGCGGACAAGCUAGUGAGUCACAUUGAGCUGAAUGGCCCGCAACGCGACCAGGAUCUGUUGAGACAGCAGUUUGAGCGGUUCAAUCUGCAAACCCAAGCUCCUCCACCGAGACAGUACAGCCAGUACAGCCAGUACAGCAACAGUCCUGGCGGGUCAUUUUCGAGCUCUUCUGGUGGGGCACCCCCACUCCCAUCAAAGCCCAACGCGUCCACGGACUUUUACAGCACGCCGUCCGCAUACGACCCGUCGCUGUACUCGCAAUUUAACAGACAGUCCUAG